CACUUGGUUCUAGGAUAUUUUUACGACUUUUUAAAUUAAAAUUACAAUUGUUUUUCAGUACUAUUUUCAUUGAGAGUUAAAAGUAAAGUAUAAAAAUUCAAUAGUAUUCAUCAUGGAGUGUACUGAAAAGAUGAAACUGGAGUUUAUUUCAAGAUUCUUAAAAAGCAUAAAUCGAUGCUUAGUGCCAAAACUAGCAAAAAAUUAUGAUGAAGGUAUCGAACACUUUGAAUUUGAACUACGAAAUAAAAAUAUGGAUAAAAACUUCCAACUAUUUGUUGAGAGCUUCGGAGAUAUAACAAAAGAUGACUUUGAGAAAAAUCCGGCUAUAGUCUCGAAUAUGGUCAACUUGUAUAAAGAAUUGAGCUGUGAUUGCCCGUGGAACAAAUCUAAGGCUAAAGAUGUUGCUAAGGAAAUGAACACAUUCUUUGAAGUUAUUACUACCGUAAAUUUAGAUGCCGUAUUUCGUAAGAAUGAUGUGUUCAAUUCCCAAAUUAUUUUUGAUAAAUGUUUAGAAGACCUUCAUUCAAAAAUAACUUACGAAACUUUAAAGAUGUACCCUGCACAAAUUGAGGUCUAUAUGUCCAUAAUAGCGGAUUUACAGGAGUAUGAUGUUGAAUUGAUGCCCUCAAAACUAUUUCCAAUCACUCUCCUUCUGAUUGAAGACUAUACAGUUACUAAUAAGAAGAAAGGGCUCCAGUCCUGUUCAGUUUUAUUACAAUCUCUGAAACCAAAAGAUUUCCAAAAUGGUAACUACUAUGAAGUAAUUUACCGAAGUCUGAAAAAGAACCUUGUGGAGAGAGACAUGGAUAUAGUCAAGUUAACACACAUUUGUCUUUUGGCUCUUCUAAAAAUUGUACCUGAUAGUGGAAAGAGAAACAUCUUGGAUGAGUUAUACACAACCACACUGGAUCAGCUCUUGACAGACUCAAAUUUGUACAAAAAGGCUGCUCUGUUUAAUUUUGCUACUUCAAUAAUACAAUGGCACAAAGACAAUUGUGCUAAUAUAAAGAUAUUUAAACAAAUUAUAUGUGACAAUUUGGAUAUAUGCACUAAUGAUGCUGUGUCUGGAAUCAUUUUAAGCCCACUUUUAAAGUGUUUGGAGAAAUGGAUAACAUUCUGCUGGCCUGUUUGGAAGUUCAAUACAGAUCAUAAAAUGUUAUCUGCACUGUUCAAAGUUUUGUACAUUUGCAAAGAAGAUCAUUUAGUGAAACAGACACAUAAAUUAAUCGUUACAUUUAUUUGUUUGUGUAAUAAUUCUGAACAAAAACUUAUUAUAUCUAACCUUGACAAGGAAAGAGAUGUAGAAUGUACUGUUUAUAGGGAGAAAAUAAAAAAUAUAAAAGCUGAUCUUAAAAUAUAAAAUAUCUGUUUUAUUUGUAAAUAAUAUAAACUUAACAUAAUAUAUGAUUACCUUAAA
This is a messenger RNA of Colias croceus (clouded yellow), 1417 nucleotides long. RefSeq lists its product as uncharacterized. The record is from RefSeq and is a predicted model, not a curated record. The coding region runs from base 113 to 1360 and encodes 415 amino acids. The transcript is spliced from 5 exons. Lineage: Eukaryota; Metazoa; Arthropoda; Insecta; Lepidoptera; Pieridae.